Messenger RNA from Pedinophyceae sp. YPF-701, 1014 nucleotides. NCBI's taxonomy places the organism in Eukaryota, Viridiplantae, Chlorophyta, Pedinophyceae. The record is from the annotation of a GenBank genome assembly.
AUGAGCUCUGGUGGUCGCCAGUCGCGCUGGGACGCCAAGGAAGCGGCGCCAGGCGCAGCACAGGCGACUGCUGCGAGCAAACCGUUAGAUGGGUCGCAGCCGGCCCAGGUUGAGUCUGUGCGCGCGCAGCAGGGGCAGGCUGCGCACCCAGGUUUGGGGAGCCGAAAUGCUCAAGAUGCUGAAGCUGCGCGAGCUGGGACAGUCCAGGGUUCGAGCGCGUACGGGAACUUCAGAUCGAGUGGAUCCCGGGUCAUAGAGCUAGCGGCGUCGGAACACGCGACAGGCGCCGACGCGAGCGCGCAGGAGGCUGGCGCGAGAGAGGACGUCGAGAGCCGCGUGCACGCGCAGAUACUCGCUGCGAAGGAGCGCAUUCGCGCGAUGACGUCCGCGGUCAGCAAGGUCCGGGAGGUCGCGGCCGCGCAGCAAGCCGCGGGGCCGCAGUACGCACUCCCCGUGAGCACCGGGACGGAGCAGCGCGCGGCGCCGGGGAACCCGCCUGAGGGCGAAUUCUGGUUGCCGCGCAACCAACAGAUCGUGGAGAACCUCGACACAUCGAAGUUGGAGCAAGCGUCCCUCGACAAACACAUUCCCGCGGACAACAAAGGGUACAUGAUGCUGCAGAUGAUGGGCUGGCGCCCCGGCCGCGGUCUUGGCCGCGGCGGGUGCGGCAGGACCGAGCCCGUGCCGCUGGAGACCGAGGCGUAUCGCCGCGGCCUCGGAAAGGCGACGAUCGACUCAAAAUACACGGCGGCGGAACACGUCUCGCGCGUGCUGCUGGAGAGCGAGCUCCAGGAGAACGAGACGGAGGAGCGGCGGGCGCAGCGGGCCGAGCGCGCGGCCGCGGAGGCCGUGGUGAAGGCCGACGUUGCGGAGGCGAAACAGACCUUCCAUUGCGACGUAUGCAACAAGACGUACGAGCGCGCGAUGGAGUUCGACGAGCACCUGUCGUCGUACGCGCACCACCACAAGAAGCGCGACAAGGAGGUGCGCGCGCCCGCGGCGCUCGGCGAAUGA